AGGAGGUACGUACUGGGGAUGGAAUAUUCCAACUUGGGGGAAGCUGCCGCAAAGACCUGGAACUGGAAAGGAAACUAUUUUAUUUUAUUUCAUUUUUGAGUAGAACUGUAGCGUUUGAUAUCAUCCACAAUCCUUCCCUCUUUAUUUGGGUCUUUUCCAUCCCUAACUAAGAGGGUACCUUCCCCUCUCUAUUUUCCCCAGUUCUAUGGAAUCUCAAUCUCAAUAGAAUCAUUCUUUAGCAUCUUUCUCUUUCUCCCUAAAUUUUUCUUUUAGCUUUGUACAGAUUUUAGGUUUAGAUUUAGAUUAGCAGAGACGACGACAACAACAACAACAACAACAACAACAACAACAAACCCUUUUGAUUUUUAUUGUUAACUGCUAUAUUACCAUGACUUCGCUCAUCAACGUUGAAGCUCACCAAUUAACCAAUACUCUUGCCCAUUUCUCCAUUCAAGAUCAGGUGGAAGCGCAGUCUAAGGUGGAGGCUAAUAAUGAAAAGUCUUGUGGAAAUCAUGGUGGAGUUUGCGCCAUAUGCUUGGAUAAGAUAGUGCUUCAGGAGACUGCUCUUGUGAGAGGUUGCGAACAUGCUUACUGUGUGACAUGUAUCCUUCGAUGGGCCACAUACAGUCAGAAACCAACCUGCCCUCAGUGCAAACAUCCAUUUGAAUUUCUUAAUGUUCAUCGUUCACUUGAUGGCAGCAUCCAGGAUUACAUGUUUGAGGAAAGUGUGUGCCUUCUUCUUAGAGCUCCAUGGUUUAAACCUUUGAUUGUAGAGGAGCAUCACAAUGUCUAUGAUGAUUUAGAGUAUUAUUAUUAUCCAUAUGAGUAUGAGGAUGAGGAUGAGGAUGAUCUGGAUGAAGUUUACUUAAGCCGCUCCUCAAACCUUCGGAUUGGUAAUCGACGGUGGGGAGACAAUGGGUACGUUAGGGCGGGGCGUCAAGAAGCAAGGCCGGUUCAUCGACCAAAUCCCCAGGACUCGGGUGCUGGUCCAUCACGUGAACCUAAGCAGAAAGAGGCUGCGAAAGAUCGGACAGGUCGGCGUGCAAAGCGAACACUCAAGCGUGAAGCCGCAGACAAGGCCGCUGCAGCAAAACAUCAACAGCAUUUGUUGAGGUUGGGCCGGAAGUGAUUCUUGUGACUUUUCGGGCUGAUGUAUGUACUAAUACAUAAUCCAGAAACAAAUAAAUCUGGUCUUUGUACAGUAUCUCCAUUUCUCUAACUUUGUGAAAUAAUGACAUGGCAGUUGUGUUUAGGCUGGACUGAGCAUGGUAAGGUGAAGGUGGUGGAACUAUAGUUUUACUAUACCAUUCAAAAUUUCAUUUUCAGCUGUUCAACUUCAGAUUAAGAUCUGACAUCUGUUAUUGAAGCCUUUGAUUACACUGUACAUUAUUGAAUAUUUGUUUUCAGAUACCAUUCUCAUGCAAUGGUUUGUACAUAAAUAAAUUCAUGUGUUAGGACUUAGGAA
Molecule: messenger RNA, 1465 nt
Organism: Jatropha curcas
Lineage: Eukaryota; Viridiplantae; Streptophyta; Magnoliopsida; Malpighiales; Euphorbiaceae
Source: RefSeq, a predicted model, not a curated record